AAUCUGGUUAGGUAUUCAUCUUCUUCUUCAUCGAGCUCUGAUUCUUCUAGCAGUUCUUCAGAUUCUGAAGAUGAGGAUAAAAAACAAACAAAACGAAGGAAGAAAAAGAAGAGCCUUUGCUAUAAGUCUCCUGAGACCUCGGGGUCGGAUUCAGAUUCAAACAGCAAGGAUGAUUUAAAAAAGAAAAAGAAGUCCAAGGAUGUAACUGAAAGAGAAAAGGACACUAAAGGACUCAGCAAAAAGAGAAAGAUGUACGAACAUAAACCAUUAUCAUCUGAGUCGCUGUCAGAGUCAGACUGUGGAGAGGUGCAAGCAAAGAGGAGGAAAAGCGGUGAAGAGCGUGAGAGAACAACAGACAAAGCCAAAAAGGGAAGGAAGCAUAAGAAGCACAGCAAGAAGAAGAAAAAGAAGGCUGCCAGCUCCAGCUCAGACUCGCCAUAGCGUCCAUGAAGACCAGGACCCUUACCCAGUGCAGUGUCAAAGGAGCUCAACUGUGAAGAUUGUGUCA
This is a messenger RNA of Mus musculus (house mouse), 508 nucleotides long. RefSeq names its product predicted gene 14769. The transcript has a single exon. The record is from RefSeq and is a predicted model, not a curated record. NCBI's taxonomy places the organism in Eukaryota, Metazoa, Chordata, Mammalia, Rodentia, Muridae. The annotation marks the transcript as partial.